Messenger RNA from Vigna radiata var. radiata (mung bean), 605 nucleotides. RefSeq lists its product as uncharacterized. The transcript is spliced from 2 exons. NCBI's taxonomy places the organism in Eukaryota, Viridiplantae, Streptophyta, Magnoliopsida, Fabales, Fabaceae. The record is from RefSeq and is a predicted model, not a curated record. Bases 59 to 406 code for a protein of 115 amino acids.
CCCUCUAACACUGUAAGCUUUGACACAAACAACUGAGAUAGUGAAAAGAAAGGAGAGAAUGGGAGAAGGAGGAGGGGGAAGAAGAGGGACUUCAAAGCUGAAAGAAGCAGCAAGGAAGGUGGCUGUGGCAGCAGCAUAUGCAUGUGGCUCAUUCUCAAGGAGAAAGGCUUUGGUGGAUCCAGUAUCCAUUGACACGUCUUGUAGUCUAUCUGCCACUACCUCAAUUUCUUCAUUUGUGUCUCCAUCAAGAACAAAGAAUUCCCCAAGGGAGGUAAUGGAGGAAACAGAUUCUGGUAUCAGUACCAACAUCAACAAUGAGCUUCAUGGCAAGGUAAUCCACAACUUUGGUUCCCACCACUCUUCCUCCCGAGCACGAACAAGUACAAACUAUGAAGGGAUUGGUUAGGGUUCAUUUAAAUAAGGGCUUAGGGUAAACAACUGUGGAGGAUUUCAGUUAACCACGUGGAGGAUUUCAUUUAAAAAAAACCUUUAAACUUAAUGCAUAAUGCCACGAAUAUAAAAUUAUUUACAGAUCAGCACAGUGCAAACGGCAUCAGUGGCUAGUUAACGGUGAGGGCUUUAUUGCCUCAAAUUAACAAAUAUUA